AUGGAUUCCCUCGUCCUAAGCCCUCUCAACUCCAUCGAGAACCAUCUCAACGCCCUUGUUGCAAACCUCACCCAGACCAACACAUUCAACAAUGCACCGCCACUGGCAAAAGAUCUUGUGACCGACGACGAUAAUCUAUCCGCUUCCCUCACACUCCUCCGAAAGCAUCAACAGAACUACGCGCGUCUUCUGAACCUCCGGGCUGAGGUUGAAGAUCUACAGACACAACUCCAAGACACGAUCCGUCGGAGCGUUGCGUUUCGGGAAGAGAUCCUCCAGAUCCACCCUGCGAUACUCGACGACUCCGAUGACGAGGAGGACAGCGAAGAAAACCAUGUAGCGGAAAUAGAUUACCACACGUUGCUGGCGUUUGCCGCACGGAUAGGUAAACACAAUGCCGCUGCCGCACGAGAAGCCGAGGCAGAAGCUGUGAGACGGAAAGUCGCUGCGAAGCGCGAGGCGGCCAACGGGGCAGUUGAUGGAGAAGAGAAUGCUACAGCAGAGACAGAGGCCGAACUCGAGCGGAUCAACAACACGGUUGCGCAGACUAGAGCGCAGAUGGGCAUGUCCUUCCCCGAUGCAAACUUGCUUCGUGUGGGCGCAUUGGGACAGCUACAACUGUAUCAGGAGAGACAAGCGGCCGCGGGUGGAAACACACAAGAUGCGUUGGACCGAGAGGUUGAGAGGCUCGUUCGGGAAACUGAAAAUAUUGCGGAGGCGGUGGUUGAACCCGCCGAAAACACCGCAACCGAAGAAGGACUGGGCUGGACCAGUCCAGAAUUGGCGAGGCGGACGUUGCCUGGAUCUUCAGGUCAAGCAGGGCCGGCUCAUGGAUCAAGUCAGGCAUCAAUGUCACAACAAGCAAAGCGACCAGGGGGUGAAGCGCCGCCAAAGCGGAAAGUUGCUCUGGAUUUCCCUGGCAGCGACGACGACGAGGACGACGACGAUUGA
Molecule: messenger RNA, 951 nt
Organism: Exophiala spinifera
Lineage: Eukaryota; Fungi; Ascomycota; Eurotiomycetes; Chaetothyriales; Herpotrichiellaceae
Exons: 1
Coding region: 1-951 (316 amino acids)
Biological process (GO): regulation of transcription by RNA polymerase II
Cellular component (GO): mediator complex
Molecular function (GO): transcription coregulator activity
Source: RefSeq, a predicted model, not a curated record